Messenger RNA from Malania oleifera, 666 nucleotides. RefSeq names its product intracellular ribonuclease LX-like. Gene Ontology annotation, molecular function: ribonuclease T2 activity; RNA binding. The record is from RefSeq and is a predicted model, not a curated record. Gene Ontology annotation, biological process: RNA catabolic process. Bases 1 to 666 code for a protein of 221 amino acids. Lineage: Eukaryota; Viridiplantae; Streptophyta; Magnoliopsida; Santalales; Ximeniaceae. Gene Ontology annotation, cellular component: extracellular region. The transcript is spliced from 2 exons.
AUGUUGUUCAAGAUGCAUCCGCCAGUAAUACUCUGCACAGCAGCUUUCUUCAUUCUCUCCCUUCUUUGUUCCCCUGCUUCCCCACAACAGCCCGCCGGCGAUCAGAGCAACCCAAAGCUCAUAAAGCUUGCCAUAUUCUGGCCAACCUCGCUCUGCAACGGCAAAACCAAGUGCAAGUACAACACUCCUCCCGAUCGAUUCUCGAUCCAUGGCCCCUGGCCCCUUUACCGCGACCCUCCCGGCCCCGACACCAUUGACUGGGACACUUUUCCGAAUGACACAGAGGAAAAGAUGAAGGUUGACUGGGCAAGCUACGGCACCACCACGAAUCGACAGUUUUGGAACCACGAGUGGAAGGACCACGGGAGGAUCUCGGGGCUGUUACCGCCGAAGUACUUCGACCUGGGACUCGAUCUCUUCUACAGAGCGGACGGGAAGAGUUUGAUACUGUUGUGCAACAAGGACAAGGAGGGAGUGGUGCAGCUGUACGAGAUCGAUAUCUGCGUCGACCAUGCCACGGCGGCGCAUGACUAUGCGGAUUGUCCCCAGCCAACUCCGGGCUUGAAGUCUCUCUGCCCCAACAGCUUCCGGCUGACUAAAGCUACUGUUACUAUUCAAUUUACGGGCUCUGAAGCCUCUGAUUCUCCGGUCCAUGAUGAGUUUUGA